Messenger RNA from Pipistrellus nathusii (Nathusius's pipistrelle), 1197 nucleotides. Lineage: Eukaryota; Metazoa; Chordata; Mammalia; Chiroptera; Vespertilionidae. The record is from the annotation of a GenBank genome assembly.
AUGGUGUGGGCUCGGGCGGCCCUCGGUCCCUGGAUGCUCUGGGGAGUCUUGCUGCUCGUGGCCCCCGCGGGGGCGCAGCGCGGCCGGAAGAAGGUGGUGCAUGUGCUGGAGGGCGAGUCGGGCUCGGUGGUGGUGCAGACAGCGCCCGGGCAGGUGGUCAGCCACCGGGGCGGCACCAUCGUCCUGCCCUGCCGCUACCACUACGAGGCCACCGCGCACAGCCACGAAGGUGUCCGUCUCAAGUGGACUAAAGUGGUGGAGCCGCUGGCCUUCACCGACGUCUUUGUGGCGCUGGGCCCCCAGCACCGGGCGUUUGGCAACUACCGAGGGCGGGCCGAGCUGCAGGGCGACGGUCCUGGCGACGCCUCCUUGGUUCUCCGAAAUGUCACACUGCAAGACUACGGGCACUACGAGUGCGAGGUCACCAACGAGCUGGAGGAUGACACCGGCAUGGUCAAGCUGGACCUGGAAGGCGUGGUCUUCCCUUACCACCCCCGCGGAGGCCGCUACAAGCUGAGUUUCACGGAGGCGCAGCGCGCCUGCGGGGAACAGGAUGGCAUCCUGGCAUCAGCCGAGCAGCUGCACGCGGCCUGGCGCGAUGGCCUGGACUGGUGCAACGCGGGCUGGCUGCGCGACGGCUCGGUGCAGUACCCAGUGAGCCGGCCCCGGGAGCCCUGCGGCGGCCUUCACGGGGCCGGGGGCGCCGGGGCUGGCGGAGGUGCCGCCGGGGGCGUGCGCAACUACGGCUACCGGCACAACGCGGAGGAGCGCUACGACGCCUUCUGCUUCACGUCCAACCUGCCCGGGCGGGUGUUCUUCCUGAAGCCGCUGCGGCCCCUGCCCUUCUCCGGAGCAGCGCGCGCGUGCGCGGCGCGCGGGGCGGCGGUGGCCAAAGUGGGGCAGCUGUUCGCCGCGUGGAAGCUGCAGCUGCUGGACCGCUGCACCGCGGGCUGGCUGGCCGACGGGAGCGCGCGCUACCCCAUCGUGAACCCGCGCGCGCGCUGCGGGGGCCUCCGGCCCGGCGUGCGCAACCUCGGCUUCCCCGACCCCGGGCGCCGCCUCUUCGGCGUCUACUGCUACCGCGCGCCGGGCGCGCCGGACCCUGCACCCGGCGGCUGGGGCUGGGGCUGGGCGGGAGGCGGCGGCUGGGCCGGAGGCGCGCGAGACCCCGCUGCCUGGACGCCUCUGCGCGUCUAG